Molecule: messenger RNA, 570 nt
Organism: Eupeodes corollae
Lineage: Eukaryota; Metazoa; Arthropoda; Insecta; Diptera; Syrphidae
Exons: 1
Coding region: 1-570 (189 amino acids)
Source: RefSeq, a predicted model, not a curated record
AUGGUUUUUUUAUUGAAGGUUUGGACGGACUGGAAGAGUUCAAUAAGGAAGAAGCUAUCCCAUAACAAGGCCGAAGAUGUAUCAACUGGAGGAGGCCCAUUUAACAAAUUUGUGGUAUCGCCUACGGAAGAUGCAAUUGCUAAAAUUUGCGGUAUUUACACCGUCGUUGAGGGAAUUCCUAGCACGAUGGAUUUCGGUGUGGAGGAUGAAGUCGUAUACGGUAACAAUAAUUCCAUGCCCAACAACUCCCGACAAGUUGGUCAAGGACAUGAAGCAAUGCAAGAAGUCACUGAACCUGCAUUACCAGCAACACCAUCAGGUAGGAAGAGAAAGAGACAAACCGGUGGGGAAAACAGCGUAGAAGAUCUUAUUGCAAAACAAACCAAAGCAAUAGAACAAAUUGGUGAAAAAAUGGAGAGCAUAUUGGCAGCUUCCAGCAAACUCGCUCGCGUUGCAAAGGAUUUUGAGCACACUAUGAAAAAUCUGCAGAAAUCUGUGGACUCUCUUCAAAAUUGUUUGGAAGCAAGAAACGAGGAGACGAAGAGACACAACGUUGAAAUUGAAAAUUAA